Messenger RNA from Nymphalis io (European peacock), 1078 nucleotides. RefSeq names its product probable DNA replication complex GINS protein PSF2 (gene Psf2). Bases 51 to 641 code for a protein of 196 amino acids. The transcript is spliced from 3 exons. Gene Ontology annotation, cellular component: nucleus; GINS complex. Gene Ontology annotation, biological process: double-strand break repair via break-induced replication; DNA replication. The record is from RefSeq and is a predicted model, not a curated record. NCBI's taxonomy places the organism in Eukaryota, Metazoa, Arthropoda, Insecta, Lepidoptera, Nymphalidae.
CUUUUUCUAUUUUUAUAAGCAAUAUCGUAUUUAACUAAUAUUAAAUUAAUAUGGAUCCGUUUGAAAUAGAAUUCAUAGGUGAAAACAGAAUAGUUAGCAUAAUACCAAACUUUUCACACGACAAAAUAUAUUUAAUUUGUGGUGAAUUUGGACCAUUUCGUGCCGGUUUGCCAAUGAAUGUUCCUCUUUGGUUAGCUGUUAUGUUAAAACAAAAGCAAAAAUGUCGAAUGGUUCCGCCGGAUUGGAUGGAUAUUGAGGUCUUGGAGAACAUAAAGGAAGAAGAAAAGAUAUCUAGGUUUUUCACUAAAAUGCCCCAUGAGCACUAUAUGAUAGAAGCAAAACUUAUCCUAGGGGCAGCUGCAGAGGACAUACCACGGGCUGCUGAAAUAAAAACCAUUAUUAAAGACAUCUGGGAUAUUCGUAUGUCUAAACUGAGAACUUCAAUGGACGCCUUGAUGAAAUCUGGUGGUUCAUAUGGUAGACUAGAUCACUUAACAAUGAUGGAAAUAAACUCUGUAAAACCUAUACUACCUCAGGCCAUGGAUGAAUUACAUAGAAUAAAAAUGAUGACAAGACAAACAGCAUCAGCAAAUCUGAACAGUUCAACAUUCAGCCAGUCAGGAAGUUCUCAAAACAAAUGACAUCUAAAAAAAAACUUUUAAGAGGCUCAAAAUGAAGGAUUACUACUCUAAAUAAAGCAACAUUUCAAACGACAUAAAAAAUACAUAUUUUGGGGCUAUUAUUCAAAAUAGAAGGUCACUGAUAGUGACCUGUGCAACACAGGUAUAUUACAGGGUCAGUCAAUUUCAUCUUUGCCAAUCGAAGCAAUCUGUCUUGAUUGCCAUUCCUUCCCAAACUUUGUUAAGGCGUUGAUUCCAAAUUCACUACUGCUAUAUUAUAGAUUACAAGAAAUAGAUGCUACUGAAUAAACUUACAGACAUGAUCAUUUUCUUAUGUAUUCUUAAAUAAGUUAUGAUAUUAUGAUAUACCAUAAGUGAAUUGCAAGUACAAAUUAACCACUUAAAAAUAACUACACUCUCGGCUAUAAUGAUUAAAUGUAUUAUUCAUCCAAUUUAUA